Clupea harengus (Atlantic herring) is the source of this 2705-nucleotide messenger RNA. Its product is annotated as aquaporin-4-like. Bases 206 to 1129 code for a protein of 307 amino acids. Lineage: Eukaryota; Metazoa; Chordata; Actinopteri; Clupeiformes; Clupeidae. Gene Ontology annotation, biological process: transmembrane transport; water transport. Gene Ontology annotation, cellular component: basolateral plasma membrane; plasma membrane. Gene Ontology annotation, molecular function: water channel activity. The transcript has 4 exons. The record is from RefSeq and is a predicted model, not a curated record.
UUGUGUGGUGCUGUUUGUAUGAAUUGUUUUCAGACAAUUACCUUGAUGUUUUCUAGCUUCUUGGGUCUUGUGCUUCCACUGUAAGUGACUGUAAUUGGGACAAAUGUCACACCUCUCCUUCUUUGUCUGACCCUCUUUCUGACCCGCUCUCUCUUCUUCUUUCGCCAGGAGGUGUAUCCCCUCUUGUGUGUGCUCUCGUGAUCAUAUGAUGACGGCGUUCCAGGGUGUGUGGACGCAGGAGUUCUGGCGAGCUGUCUUCGGGGAGCUUCUGGCCAUGACCCUCUUUGUGUUUUUAGGCCUGGGCUCCACCAUAGCCUGGGGGUCCCCAGCCAACGCUACCGCCCCGGCCGACAACAGCCCACCCUCUCACCCUCCCGACCUGGUGCUCAUCUCCCUCUGCUUUGGUCUGGCCAUAGCCACACUCGUCCAGUGCUUUGGCCACAUCAGCGGCGCUCACAUCAACCCGGCCGUCACAGUGGCGAUGGUUGCUCUGCGGAAGCUGAGUCUGGCCAAGGGGGUGUUCUAUAUGGGGGCGCAGUGUGUGGGGUCGAUGAUCGGGGCAGGGCUUCUGUAUGCCGUCACCCCGGAGUCUGUCAGGGGUGGGCUAGGAGUUACCAAGGUGAAUCCCAGUCUUUCGGUUGGCGCUGGCCUGCUGGUGGAGCUCCUCAUCACCUUCCAGCUGCUCCUCACCAUCUGUGCCACCUGUGACCCAAAACGAAAUGACCUCAAGGGGUCGGCAGCCAUGGCCAUCGGCCUGUCUGUGUGCACUGGACACCUGUUUGCUAUUCCAUACACGGGAGCUAGUAUGAACCCAGCUCGAUCGUUUGGCCCUGCGGUAGUCACCUCCAGCUGGGAAAACCACUGGGUGUAUUGGGUUGGCCCUGUGAUAGGCGGGCUCCUUGCGGCAGCCCUGUAUGAGUACUUGCUGUGCCCAGACUUCAAGCUGAAGCAGUCCUACUCGCAGGUGUUCUCGCGUGGACGCUUCCCCUCUGAAGCGCAGGUGGUGCUGGACGAGGAGCAGAGAAGCUACAUUGAGAAGCAGGCAGCCUUCACCGUGUUGGACGUGGAGCGUGCCGGGAGGCUGGGGCUUGAGCACCAGCCCGCCAGAGAGGUGUUAUCCUCAGUAUGACUAGUAAGGGGCAAGGAGGGGGAGGACAAGAACACAGGACCGGACGCGGAUAAUGCUAAAGCUAAUGCUAAGCUACGCUACUCUACCGUAGAACGGCUUGAAGAGACUGACCUGCUGUAGAGAUGGACCAUGACAGAGAGGAAGUGUAUGUGUGUGACUGAAAACUGGCACCUCUUUUAACCUUUUAAGUAAGUAGUGGGGUACAUCAGCUUGUCAUACUGUUAGUCAGUCCUCAGACAUUGUACCAGGCCCACUGCAGUCAAUCACAGUGAAUGACAGCAAUUCUUUACAGACUGAUAAGCUGUCAAACACACACACAGGAAAACACACUCAAACACACACAUAUAUGCACACAUACAUAAACACACACACACACACAUAAUUCUGAACUCACUGCACAUUCUGUAUAUAUGCACUGGCACUCUCAUACAAGUCACAUAUACAAGAGUGCUGUCACCCAUAUGUAAAUAAGCACACAUCCAUGUCCAACCACAGAAUCCUCUUCAGAGCCGCAGGCGUCAAAGAAUCUUGAGCUGGGAAUUUAGUUUUCUGUUCACCCUCUCCUUGUCUUCAUCUCCUGAUCUCAAUUUUUUUGGGAUCUAAUAGUGACCCUUGACCCCUCUCUACUCCUUCUCAGGGCAUAUUCAAUAAGAGUGUCUUUGCAAUGUGUUUUUUUUCUCUUUUGUUGUUAUUAUUGUUGCUUGUUUAUUGUUGUGGACUCUAUUCUUUGAAAUCUUUCACGUCAUAGUGCUUCAUCCACCAGCUUUAAACACAUGAUGCCAGUGUUGCUGCAGGGCAGGGUAACCUUUAAGAUCUGACCAGACAACAUGACAUUUGUUCUUUAUAGAUCAAAAAGCAUGACAGCUGUACUUUAUACAACAAAAAAGAGGACUACUUCGUAUUUAGAACACUGACUUUAGAAUAAUGAUAGUACAUUAGACUGCAGAACAUUGAGCAUUGAGACAGUGCAUGACACACCAUAAAGUAGCCCUGUCUCUGUUGUUUUGUGUUGUAGACCACUGGAAUAAUAGCUUUACUGAACUAUGUCUAACUGACCUGAUUUCUUUAGAUUAUAGAAAAUUGACAUACAAUAUGGGAUAAAUGGGUUUGUAUGUCACAUGUUGCACACUAUGAAUACUAGAUUUUUUUGUAGACUGUGGUUCAUGGUGGACUAGUUUACAUUUACUGGAGUAAUUUGUAUUUUACUUGUGACCACUUCAGAAAAGUGAAAAUGUUAUGAAGUACUUGAUUAUUAUUGUGUGUGGAUAAUUUGCUGCUGAUUGUUCAACAUUCUAUGAAAAUUAAUUGACUAACAUCUUUUCCAUGCACACACACCAUCACAAACACACACACACACACACAAACACACACACACACACACACACAAACACACACACAAACACACACACUUAUGCACACACACAUGGAAUUAGUGUAAAGAGAUUUCCUCAUACUAGUUUAAUUAUUUCCAGUAUGUUUUUGAUUUAAUUUGUCCAGGUUUUACAAGGAAUGUACGACCGUAAUAACUUAAUAAAAUGUGGCUAUCGGCACUAAUUUCUAUGUUAAAUUCAGUAAA